Molecule: messenger RNA, 1642 nt
Organism: Bufo bufo (common toad)
Lineage: Eukaryota; Metazoa; Chordata; Amphibia; Anura; Bufonidae
Exons: 2
Coding region: 143-865 (240 amino acids)
Molecular function (GO): sequence-specific DNA binding
Source: RefSeq, a predicted model, not a curated record
ACACUUACAACUUCUCGCGAGAUCCCGUUCUGUGCACACUGCUGCGGGCGCAGAGGGGAGUGGGGGCGCUGAACUGCAGGCAGCGGCCCCCUGCAGGGGAAGCAGAAGUUCUAGGCCAGCUCGGGCUCCAGGCAGUGCAGACAUGCCGGUUUGUUCGAUUAACGGCUGCACGUUUGUCCCAGGACGGCAUUGUAACGGCUAUGAAAUCAAACUACACUGCUUCCCAAACUCAUUGCAGAGAAUAAAAGAAUGGCUUCUACAGCUGGGGCAACACUUCCACGACAUUGACGCCAUCGCCAACCAGAUCCUGGAUAACAAGCGGAAGAAAUACAACAAGUAUCGCCUGUGCUCCCUGCACUUCUCCGACGACAGCUUUAUCAUAAAUGCUGAUGGCCGAACUCUACGUCCAAACGCUUUGCCCACCAUUUUUCACGGCCUAGCGCCUUCUUCAGAAAAGAUGAAUGAAGAUUUAUCCCUAAGAAAAGCUUUCAAAAGGAAGAGAGAAAACAAGACCCCCGAUGAGAACAGUCCGCUGUGCGGGGUGCCAUCACAGAGUCCGUCUUCCGACGUAACUCCUCAGUCAGUGGAAUCCAUCAAAGUAGAAGUUCUGGACAAUUUUCCGUUAUCCGCUGAAAGUACCAUAGGAAACUGCAGUAUCGCCAACCAAAUCGGAAAGACCGAAUCAUAUCGGGAUGCUCAAACUCAGACGGAGUUCACCUUUAAAAAUUCCAUCAUUUACUUACUGGACAAUGAUUUUUUGACAGGCAACACUGUUUUUGACCCCUGUGGUCCACCAUACCUCAGCCUCCAGAACCCAGUGGUGGCCCUGAACUGUUUUCUUCCUGCCCCUGGCAACCUAUCUUAGAAUACUCUCGCUACCACUCAAGAACAUUGCUGUGGUCUCUUAUGGCUUCCUUGCGGUUCUACAGAUCAGUUAUGUUAUGCUGAGGUUUUGUAGACAUUCUAUACGUCAGUUACACCAAAUAAUAGAUGUACAUUUAAUUUAUUUUAACCCUUGCUUGUGAAGUGUUAAGGCUAAGGGCUCAUGCACACGUCCGUUGGGCGACCGUGCCUGUAUUGCGGUCCGCGAUACACGGGCACCGGCCGUGUGCACCCUGCAUCAUGGAUGUGGACCCAUUCAUGUGAAUAGGUCCACAAUCCAGAAAGUCAGUGCAGAACGGAGGCACGGAACCCCAGAGAAGCACUCUGUAGUUUCUGUCCGUCCCUCUGCAACGCCAAAAAGUAGUCCAUGCACUACUCUUUUGCGGUGCAGACGGACCACGGACCCAUUCAAGUUGAAUGGGUCUGGAUCCAUCUGCAGAAUCUGCACGGAUGUUGCCUGUGCAUUCGGGAUCGCAAAUUGCAGUCCCCAAUGGACGGAACUGCCGAUCAACUGCUGUGUGCAUGAGCCCUAAUUCACAUUGGCACUAAUCCUUUACAGUAUGUUCUGCUCCGUUAUAGGAGCAGAACAAUGAAAGGAUCAGAAGCACUGGUUCCAUCACGACAGACAUAAACGGCACCAGGUGGACCCCAUUGACUGUGAUGGGUUUCCAGCCUGCAACACGUUAUUCAGAAAAAUGUUUUGUUUUAAGAUUUUCUUUUUAUUCCUUUCACACAUCAUGUUUUUCGGUAGAAAAUGGGU